This is a messenger RNA of Polypterus senegalus (gray bichir), 4500 nucleotides long. RefSeq names its product protein phosphatase 1 regulatory subunit 15B (gene ppp1r15b). The record is from RefSeq and is a predicted model, not a curated record. Gene Ontology annotation, cellular component: endoplasmic reticulum; protein phosphatase type 1 complex. Gene Ontology annotation, molecular function: protein phosphatase regulator activity. Gene Ontology annotation, biological process: response to endoplasmic reticulum stress. The transcript is spliced from 2 exons. NCBI's taxonomy places the organism in Eukaryota, Metazoa, Chordata, Cladistia, Polypteriformes, Polypteridae. Bases 648 to 2636 code for a protein of 662 amino acids.
AUCCUGUCAAGGGAGGAGGGCGUCGACGUUGUAGAGACGGGGACCGUGAAAUGUGCAGGGCUUAUGAGAGAUAAAGGGGGGUCGUUUUGCCACUAGAGACAUAUGUAAUCAAAUUAAGUUUAUUGCACGUUAUUACGUGGUAGUUGGUUGGUACGCUUUAAGUGGUGAUUCGCUUUGUUUUAUUUCUUUCUGUUAUUUAAUUGUAAAUCCUCGUUGGACCGUGUGCAAGAAGGCAACAGGAGAGCGACAAACGAAAAGUAAAACCAAAUUUAAAAAAUUAAAAUGGCCUGCACUUUCUCUGUGGGCAGCUGUGGCAGAGAGAACAUUUGUGUCGGACAGUGGCGCACAGGAAAGCGCCGUGGACAAAGGCAAGGCGCGAAGAAUUGUGCGCCGGGAUCCCCCAACGGCUGGGCCGCUCGCUAGACCCGGGGUCAGGACUGGAUAGGCCGGCCGCGGUUUCUUUGGGACGGAAUGCCCCCGAGGCCUGCCUGAAAAGGUUUGACGUAUGGAAGUUUUAUUUUAUUUUUUUACUUUUAUAAUAGAAGGUUGACAGGAUUACUCCUUCGUCCUUUUUAUUUUUUCUAUUGAUGAACAGUAUAAUCGCUGGUACAAAUUUCAUUUUUUCUUCCUAAUUGCAAUUUGGCGGCAUGGAAACUAACGGCCUGUACACGAAGCAGCGCGUCACGUCCUUCAUGCGGUCUGAAGAGCAGGGAAACUCGUGGAUUGGGACACUGACCGCCCUUGUUACUAGGCCCAGCCUGCUACUUCAGCGCUACUUUCCAACCUGGACAGGUAUCGGCAGUGUCUGUGACUUCCGAAAGGCGGUCCAGGGGCAGGAUCGCAGCCCACCGCUGUCUUUGGUGCACUGUCAGCAUGGAGAUGAUUUUCUCUCCGCUGGCACAUCUCUAAGCUGGUUUAACGCACAGGCCUUGCAGGAGGUGGGGUUGAUGGACUUGGAGCCGACACUUGUGGCACUGGACGGGUGUUGUAUGAAAAAGGUAAACCACAGCCAGAAUCUGCCAGACGAACAGCAAAUUAAACGAGAGCCGACAGCCUCGUGUGGUUAUGUAUCCACUGUACGGAAAUCUUUAAACCAGGAGUGGUUACAUAUGGCGUCUGUCAUGUCUGCUCAGAGUAGCCAGUUGAUGACUCCAAACUUGCCGGUUGCUGUUAGUAAGACUUGUGUUAGGCAUUCGCCUUUGGAAUCCAGUGCAAAAUGGAACUGGUGGGCCAAUUUGUGGGGUUGGACCGAUUAUGGCAAACCAGAUCCAGAUGAAGCCCAAAAUCGAGAUGAACGACACCUGUUGCAGUCUCUUGCAAACGAUUCUCACAACCAGCUUUUUUGUGGGGAAAAUACGGGAUGCUUGUCACAUAAUAGAAAGGCUGACAAUAGCAGCACCGAAGCGGCCUUACCAGAAGGGUUGUUGUGUCCCGAAAAGCCUCGGCUGGAUCUGACGCUGGUCUGCAGUAUCGCGGCAGGCAGCGAGGUGCUUCUCCUUACCCCUGAUCAGGAUAAUGGGUAUUCGAGUCUGGAGGAAGAACAUUCUGCAGGUAAACUUGCCAAAAUGGACCCUUCCUCCAGAGCAGAAGUAGUUAUACAUCCUUGUUGCACACAGCUUACGGACCUCCCUGAUGAAUUUUCUGUCAUUGGUUCAGAUAAGGAGAACUUGGUAAAUGAAGCUGUAAAUUUUCAUCCUGCUGAGGAAACGGCAGAAUGUGUCACACCUGGAGACACUCUGCCCUCCGUUUCCAAACCCCAGUGUCAGAAUAAAAUGAUCUCUUAUAUUAUCGGGGGCUACUGCACUAGUGAAAGCUCUAGUGAGGAUUCAGAUGUGGCUUGCAGCGAGGAGGAUGAUGAUGGUUUUGACAAUGAUAGCUCAUCUGUAUUUUCAGAUUCAGAUGAAGAGAAUUCACCAGAACCAGAGAACCUACUGGGCUUCUUUACUCAAAGCUCAGAUCCCUAUAAUCUCCAAAAUUUCACUGCAACUAUCCGGAGUGCCAAACCCAGUAAUCCAAGUGAGGAACAAGAAAAUUCAAAUACAGAUGAGGGUUCAGAGGAAGAGAGUUCUCUAGGUUCAUCCUCUUCAGAGGAAGAGGAGGAUGAAGAGAAAGAGGAAACAGAUUCUGAGGAUGACCAGAGCAGUGAUGAGGAAGAAAAUCUCAAGCUCUGGAAUUACUUUGCUUGUGGCAAGGACCCCUAUAGCCCCUUUAAUUUCCAAGGUCCUGUAAGAACUAAAAAGGCUUGGCAAAACCAGACUCCUCUCUCUAGCUGCCAAGCAGCAAACCAGCAAAGCCUACUUUGCCAUAACGUAAUGAAAGGACCUUUGGACAGCUACUCAUUAGAAACCUCCUCCCAUGAGGAGGAUCGCUUGGACAGUGGCUUCUAUGAGGCUGUCUGCAGCAGGGAGGAAGAAAAAGAAGAUCUAGUAUUUGUCAAGAGGAAGAAGGUAACGUUUUCUGUUGAGGUAGAGGAGUUCUACACAAGUUGUGAUGAAGAUCGUCACGGCCCUUGGGAAGAGCUGGCACGGGAUAGGUGCAGAUUUCUCCGUCGAAUACAAGAAACUGAAGACUCAAUUGGAUACUGCCUCUCAGCUGCCCACCGUGAACUUGUGCUUCAAAGACUGCUUUCAAAAUAAUAAUUUUGCAAAAUUUCAGAAUUCAUGGAAGAGUCGUAGUUAUGAAUUAAGGGCAUGGAAAUGCUAGCAAGGGCUUUUAAAGUCAUCAUCUAGUAAUGGUCUGAUCUUAGUUUGUGCUUCCUAUUUCCCUGCUGGCAUGUCUGUUAUCAAUGCAGUAAGACACACUGAGCUUUCUGUUUGGAUGCAACACUGGCACUUUCUAUAAUUCCCAUAAGAUUGAAAGGAAUAAAGUAAAUUGUAUUUUGUUUAAGAUAUUUUUGUCAAAUAGACCAGUAUUCAGUUUGUGCUGCUUUUAAUUUUUUUUUUUUUACCAAAAUGCAGGCAAUUUUUUGGCGUUUAUUUCCAAACUUGGAUUUUACAUAUUCCUUUUCUAUGCAAAUACUUUUGCAUGCCAAAUAUGCAACAAUGAAAUGUUAGGCUGUGUGCAAUGCAUUUAGUUUGCUCAGUAGCCUUUAAUGUAAGGCCUGUAAGCCAGAUAAUCUAAAUCUUGCCAUCAGUAGGAUUCAAACAGUACAUGUAAAAUGGCAGACCUAGGUGGAAAUUUGAAACAUAUCUGUCUGUGUUAUACCAUGGCACAUUUUGGAAGAAUUGUAGCAGUUAUGCUUUCCGGAGAGGAAAAACGAGGUGCGCCACAGUCAAUUGUUUUUAAAUUGUGUUGGCUUUUUGAAUAAGCACACCCAGUCCAAUGUAUGUAUAGCUGAAGUUGCUUAGCACUUUUCAGAACGUUGUGUGUAUUAGAAUAUAUGAUAUACUUCUCAGAUUAAAUUCAUUGUCACAUCUCAGAAAAGCUAGUGAAAGUUUUUCAUUGAACUAAUCCAAAGCUGCUAAACCAGGACUGGUGUUUUCUGCUUGUCUUAUGGGUCUUUCGAGUGUAAAAGUGUGUAGUUGUGUUGAUCAGUGCAGUGAAUAACUAGUGUAAGUGUAUGUCUGCUGUUGAACUUGGAGGUAUUUUUAGGCCAGGAUAUACCACUGCGUAGGAGAUCGCACUUACAGAGCACAGCAGUGUCAAUUUAUGGAGGCUACAAAUAACAGACUGUACUACUCUUUUUUUGUUUGUUUUUGUGCUGCAGAAUUUUAACGUAGGCAUGAAACAUGGCUGUGAAUCAUGUUGAUUUGUUUUUCAUCAUUAGCCUAACUAUUUAUUAAAUAUUUUUAAGUGAAGUAAAAAAUGAGUGAAAUGUAUUGCAUAAAACAAAUUGAAUGUUCAAAAUGUAGAAAAGUUACUUGUUCAUUAUACUUUUAAAACUGUGCCAAUGAGUUCAUAUCAUAUCAGUUUGUAUGAAUCCUGGUAUGUAAAUUUAUAAUGUAUGAACUGAUGUAACUUAGUAUUUCAAAGUAAUGCUUUGUAUGUGUUUUGCAUUUUGCACAUGCAAAUUGUUUCUGCAUACUUUAAGAAAAACUGUCAUAACCUGUUUAAAUGAUAGCUAAAAUAUAUCAGAUUGGUGAUUGAUAAAAAGAAAAGAGAAAAUACUUAUAAACAUAGAAAGUAUAACUUUACUGAACAGCCCCUGAGGUACGUGCAGAUGUCAGUAUUGAAAGAAUUUUAGUAUUGAAGCCUGUUCUAAACAUUACUGCUUUUAAUCAGAAGCAUGCAGAGACACAAUUCUGCUGUUAGUGCAGCAAGCAAGCCAGUGUUUAAAAUGUGCAUCCUAGUCAAGCUUUGCAUUAAAUUAUUUUUCUUUGAUUUUAGCUUUCAGGUUUAAGCGUCCUAAAGAGUGAUUUCUUGGAAGGCAUAGUUUGAAUUUUACACAGCAUAAACAUCUUCUCUUCCAAUGAUCUUGAGAAAACUAGUAUUGUUCUAACAAAUAUUGAGUUUAAGAUAUUCAUAAAUUUAUUUUUGUAUUUUUCAGUCAGUGAUUCUGCA